UGUGUCACCCGGCAGUGAAACUCGCUUUUUCACACAGGCGAACAACAGCAAAACAGACACCGAGCGUCCCGAUAACAGAGAUCAGAAAUGGGCAAAGGCGGCGGAACGUUUGACAGACUGUUGGAAAAGGCUACCAGUCAGCUGCUGCUGGAGACAGACUGGGAGUCCAUUCUGCAGAUAUGUGACCUCAUUCGGCAAGGCGAUACGCAGGCAAAAUAUGCAAUUGGUGCCGUCAAGAAAAAACUCAAUGACAAAAAUCCACAUGUCGCGCUCUAUGCUCUUGAGGUCCUGGAGUCAGUGGUGAAGAACUGUGGCCAGACAGUUCAUGAUGAAGUGGCUAGUAAGCAGACAAUGGAAGAGCUAAAGGAGCUGUUCAAGAAACAACCCGAACUGAACGUGAAGAACAAGAUCCUUUAUCUGAUCCAGGCCUGGGCCCACGCCUUCCGCAACGAGCCCAAGUACAAAGUCAUCCAGGACACCUAUCAGAUCAUGAAGGUGGAAGGUCAUGUCUUCCCAGAAUUCAAGGAGAGUGAUGCCAUGUUUGCAGCAGAAAGGGCUCCUGAUUGGGUGGAUGCAGAGGAGUGCCACAGAUGUAGGGUUCAGUUUAGUGUUAUGACCCGAAAGCACCACUGCAGGGCAUGUGGGCAGAUUUUCUGUGGGAAGUGCUCUUCUAAACACUCUACCAUUCCCAAAUUUGGCAUUGAGAAGGAGGUGCGUGUGUGUGAGCCCUGCUUCGAGCUUCUCAACAACCACCCCUCCCUCUCUCCCCCUCCUAGGAAAGCCGAAGGGAAGGCCGCCAGCACUGGGCAGUCCGAGCUUCCCCCUGAGUACCUGACCAGCCCUCUGUCCCAGCAGUCUCAGGUAGUGCCCACCGAAUCAAUGCCUCCUAAGAGAGAUGAGGCUGCGCUGCAGGAGGAAGAGGAGCUGCAGCUGGCCAUCGCGCUGUCUCAGAGUGAGGCCGAGGAGAAGGCGAGGAUGAGACAGAAGAACACUUACUCUGCGUACCCCAAAGCCGAUCCCACCCCUGUGACUUCCUCUGCCCCUCCUGUCAGCACUCUCUACUCCUCUCCCGUGAACUCAUCGGCUCCAUCGGCUGAAGACGUGGAUCCAGAGCUGGCCCGUUACCUAAACAGAACUUACUGGGAGAAGAAACAGGAAGAGGUUCGCAAGAGUCCCACCCCCUCUGCUCCUGCUCCAGUUUCACUGGCUGAGCCCAUGCCAAUCAGCCAACCAGUGGAAAUCCUCGCUCCGGUCCAACCCAUCAACAUAGUGGAGCAGCAGUAUCAGAAUGGAGAAUCUGAGGAGAACCAUGAGCAGUUCCUGAAGGCCUUGCAGAACGCCGUCACCACCUUCCUUAACCGCAUGAAGAGCAACCACAUGCGCGGCCGCAGCAUCACCAACGACAGCGCUGUGCUCUCGCUCUUCCAGUCCAUCAACAACUUGCACCCACAGCUGCUGGAAAUACUCAACCAGCUGGAUGAAAAGAGACUGUACUAUGAGGGUCUUCAGGACAAACUGGCGCAGGUGCGUGACGCACGGGCGGCACUGAACGCUCUGAGAGAGGAGCACAGGGAGAAACUGAGACGGGCUGCUGAGGAGGCAGAGAGACAGAGACAAAUCCAGCUCGCCCAGAAACUGGAGAUCAUGAGGCAGAAAAAACAGGAGUACCUGGAGAUGCAAAGACAGCUCGCAAUCCAGCGUCUGCAGGAGCAGGAGAAGGAGAGACAGAUGCGUCUGGAGCAGCAGAAACACACCGUUCAGAUGAGAGCACAGAUGCCUGCGUUCUCUCUGCCUUACGCACAGAUGCAGUCACUGCCUCCUAACGUGGCAGGAGGGGUGGUGUAUCCCCCCGCUGGCCCUCCCAGCUAUCCUGGAACGUUCAGUCCUGCUGGCUCAGUGGAGGGGUCGCCCAUGCAUGGAGUCUACAUGAACCAGCCCGGACAGACAGCUGCCGGUGGCCCGUACCAGGCCAUGCCUGUGUCAGCUACAGAUCCCAACAUGGUGAACGCUUACAUGUAUCAGACUGCAGGCACCAGUGGGCAGCCAGCCGCCCCUGGACAAGCCCCUCCCACAACCACCCCUGCCUACACUAACUAUCAGCCCACACCGACACAGGGCUACCAGAACGUGGUCUCUCAAGCUCAGAGUUUGCCCCCCAUGUCCCAGGUUGCCCCCACCAACGGUAUUGCCUACAUGGGCUACCAGCCAUACAGCAUGCAGAAUAUGAUGACCGUUCUUCCAGGACAAGACCCAAACAUGCCUCCCCAACAGCCCUACAUGCCUGGGCAGCAGCCUAUGUACCAGCAGAUGGCUCCCCCCGGCGGUCCGCAGCAGCAAUCACAACAGCAGCCGGCGCAGGCUCCUCCGGGCAGUGCAGAGGCUCAGCUCAUUUCAUUUGACUGAUCAUAGCUCAUCAUAUGCCUUUACCCACCAGGUCCAGCACACUACAUUCAAGCCUCCCUUACCCUGCUGUUUCUGGGUUUAUCACCCUGCACCUGCUCUCGCUUCACUAUGCUCCACAGAUACUGAAGGUGUACAAAUAUUGUAAAAGCAUUCUGCUGUCUGAGUCCCCCUCCUCUCUCGGUCUCUUUCAAUGAAGGAGGAGAGGCUACAGAUGGAGCUGGUGGGGAACCUUUGUCUCUUAACUGGAGGAAUCUCACAAAACUCAAUGUCUAGAUCAUAUUUUAC
Sinocyclocheilus rhinocerous is the source of this 2688-nucleotide messenger RNA. It is a transcript of the gene hgs, whose product is annotated as hepatocyte growth factor-regulated tyrosine kinase substrate. Gene Ontology annotation, cellular component: early endosome. Bases 88 to 2403 code for a protein of 771 amino acids. Gene Ontology annotation, molecular function: phosphatidylinositol binding; ubiquitin binding; metal ion binding. The transcript is spliced from 21 exons. The record is from RefSeq and is a predicted model, not a curated record. Lineage: Eukaryota; Metazoa; Chordata; Actinopteri; Cypriniformes; Cyprinidae. Gene Ontology annotation, biological process: endocytic recycling; receptor internalization.